This is a messenger RNA of Lachnellula hyalina, 1221 nucleotides long. RefSeq names its product Purine nucleoside permease. Gene Ontology annotation, cellular component: endoplasmic reticulum. Lineage: Eukaryota; Fungi; Ascomycota; Leotiomycetes; Helotiales; Lachnaceae. Gene Ontology annotation, biological process: transmembrane transport. Bases 1 to 1221 code for a protein of 406 amino acids. The record is from RefSeq and is a predicted model, not a curated record. The transcript has 5 exons.
AUGUAUCUAUCAAUCGUAAUCACUUCGCUAUGCUUUUGUUCAGUGGCUCUAGCCUUUUCGGAUAUACAUGGUUCCGUGCAAACUCGUGAAGAACAGGCAAAUAGUUUUCGGCCGAUCAGCCCAAAAGUCUUUGUCAUUAGCAUGUUUACCGAUGAAGCCGAAGCAUGGUAUGGGAUUCCGGAGUUCAAUAUCUUAGCCAACAACAUCACUGUACCGGGAAUCUCGCCCCUUUUCCCCCAGGUACACUGUACGUCGAAUGAGGAUGUUUGCCAAGUUACGACAGGCGAGGCUGAAAUCAACGCUGCGAGCACUAUUAAUUCUAUAGCUUAUUCUUCCCUUUUCGAUUUAAGAAAAACUUAUUUCCUUAUUGCUGGUGUCGCAGGUGUUAAUCCAAAAGUAUCUACAAUUGGUGCCGUGACAUUUGCUCGCUAUGCUGUACAAGUCGCAUUGCAGUAUGAGAUUGAUGCACGGGAAAAGCCCCAGGCUGGAACACUGGGAAGCUCAUCACCGACUGAUUACCCCUCCGAAUUAUACGGCACCGAAGUCUUUGAAGUUAAUGAACAACUUCGACAAAUAGCAAUAUCUUUUGCUCAAACAGCCACACUUAAUGAUACAGCUGACGCGAAGAGCUAUCGAGCUCUUUAUGCCUCAACUAAAUCAUUCGCACCAGGGGCCCAACCACCUACUGUUAUUGCGUGUGAUACGGCCACCUCAGAUGUCUACUCUACGGGAGGCUUGCUUGGAGACGCUUUUGACAAUACGACUUCUUUGUUCACAAAUGGCAGCGGCAUCUAUUGCACCACACAACAAGAAGAUAACGCUACCCUCGAAUCCCUCCUUCGUGCUGCUACUACAGGCCUUGUCGAAUUUUCCCGCAUUAUCAUUAUGCGUACAGCUUCGGACUUUGAUCGCCCUUAUGCCAAUCAAACUAUACUAGACAAUCUUCUGGACGAAUCCCAGGGAUUUGAACCAUCUAUUGAGAACAUUUAUCUCGCUGGUAUUAAGGUCAUUGAAGGCAUUCUACAUGGAUGGGCAAACCGGUUCGAGGCGGGCAUCGAGGCUGAUAACUAUGUGGGAGAUAUUUUCGGUACGCUGGGUGGUGAACCUGACUUUGGGCCAGGGAGCAUAUUUGUAGAUGGCAACGCCAAGGUUCGAAAGAGGGGCUUGAGAUAUAAAAAGGGUCUGCGGAGGCGUCAGACACUGUCUUCUGACUCAUUAUGA